Molecule: messenger RNA, 1624 nt
Organism: Euleptes europaea (tarantolino)
Lineage: Eukaryota; Metazoa; Chordata; Lepidosauria; Squamata; Sphaerodactylidae
Gene: MRPS22
Product: mitochondrial ribosomal protein S22
Exons: 8
Coding region: 1-1029 (342 amino acids)
Cellular component (GO): mitochondrial small ribosomal subunit
Molecular function (GO): structural constituent of ribosome
Source: RefSeq, a predicted model, not a curated record
AUGGCUGCUCUCGGAGCCGCUAUGCGCUUGCCGGGCGGCCGUCUUUUCGCCCCUUCUCUCUUCCUGCGAUGGCGGCGGCCGAGCCGAGCCUCGUGGGGACGGCGGGAGCUCUGCCAGGGCUCGGAGGCGGAUGAAGACAAAUCUAAUAUUACAAAGCCUAGUUUUACGGAUGAAAGAGUUCAAACCCUGCUCUACAAGAUGACAGGGCUGGAUCUGCAGAAGGUGUUUAAGCCCAUAAAACAGGAACUUGAGCCUCCAAAGUACAAGCUCAUGACAAAAUUGCAACUGGAGGAGGCUACGAGGCAAGCUGUUGAGAAAGCCAGAGAGAGGUUGGAAAUGCCUCCUGUAUUAAGUGAGCGGGACCCAGUUAAUGAUGUAUUAUCAGAAGACAAGAUUCUUGAUGGAAUUGAGCCUUACAAAUAUGUAUUUACAGACUUAACAUAUGAUACCCCACACCGUGAACGUUUCAUUGUAGUUCGAGAAACGAGUGGAGUAUUACGCAAGGCCACUUGGGAGGAAAGGGACAGGAUGAUACAGAUCUUCUUCCCAAGAGAAGGCCGUGAAAUUUCCCCUCCACCUCUGUUCAGGAAUGAAAACCUUAUGACUGUGUUUCUUCAGGACCGUCAUGAAGAGCUCCUUAAUCUCUGCCUUGUGCAAUUUGAGCCGGAUUCACCUGACUAUAUCAGGGUUCAUCACUGUACGUAUGAAGAUAUUGAUAAGCAUGCAAAGUAUGACCUUCUGCGUUCAACAAGACACUUUGGAGGAAUGGUGUGGUACCUUGUAAAUAGGAAGAGGACAGAUGGGUUGCUGAUUGACAUGAUUCAGAGGGAUCUGUUGGAAGAUGCCACAAGUCUGGUCAACCUUUAUCACAUGCUCCACCCUGAUUGCCAGUCCGCAAGAGAAGCACAAGAUCUCCAAGGGCUAGAUUUAAUUAAGACUUUUGUGAAGACAGAAGUACAGAGAGCUGGAUAUAUUGAACUAGCACUUCGGGCUUAUCAAGAAAAUUUGCCUCAGUCUGAAGCUUCAUAAAAUGAUUCCCUUGAUCCAUUUCAUUUUGUGUGAUAUCUGAAGCCUCUAAAAUGUACAUAGAACUUAAAUAAAAUAUUGUCACAAUAUUCCUAUAGGAUAAAAGACAUCUGGCCUGUUUGAUCAAGUAAGUAUUCUACCUUUCCAUUAAAAUCGUAAUUUUGCAAGUACAAUACUUAGUAUUGUAAGGACACUGAAAAGGAGUCUAAACUGUAAAGACGUUUAUUGGGGAACAAGUGUUUGCAACAGAAUCUAAGAUCAUCUAAACAACAGAAAAAUGAUUAUUUGAUGCAUUUUACAGAUCUGUUCCUACCUAGUUUACCCAACUUAAGUAUAAAAAGGAAUACGAGUGUAGGGAGAGGCAAUUUUAUAAGAAAUUUGGUCAUUUUUAAGAAGACUCAGUCGGACAUCUCUUCAUCCAAAUUAAUAUCGGUAGUAUCAAUAUCCUCCAGGUCUAAGUUAUCCAAAUCUUCAUCCAGUUCCAAUAGGGCCUAAAGCAGGAAGUGCAGAGUUAGAUGCCUGGUAUUUAACAAAGCAUUGUGUAUCACAACUGUAGAGGUCUAGUCCUGCUAACUGACACCAAGAAAGAAGCCUUCUU